Molecule: messenger RNA, 2448 nt
Organism: Callorhinchus milii (elephant shark)
Lineage: Eukaryota; Metazoa; Chordata; Chondrichthyes; Chimaeriformes; Callorhinchidae
Gene: lipca
Product: lipase, hepatic a
Exons: 9
Coding region: 29-1645 (538 amino acids)
Biological process (GO): lipid metabolic process
Molecular function (GO): triacylglycerol lipase activity; apolipoprotein binding
Source: RefSeq, a predicted model, not a curated record
GCCCAGUCCUUCUACUGCUGGGCAGUUCAUGACCUUCAGGAAUAAAUGGGAGAGAAAAACUCGUCUAACUCCCAGUCCCCUGAGGUCUCUCCGCCGAGGUUCAUGCACAGCCCAUCAAGCAACGAGCCUGGAUAUGAAUCACUUAGGGAAAGUGCGUCUCCUUCUGCUCAUCUGUGUCUCUCUGAACAUCCAAACUGCACGGCCACAGACAACAGAUAUUGCAACGGAACAACCUCCUUUGAAAAGAACACCACAUGAUCCAAUCACUAAGUUCCAGCUUUACAAGGGGCACACAUUUAUUGGUGAGAUGUGUCGUAUUCUCCCUCAGCAGUCAAAGACACUUGAAGCGUGCAACUUCAACACCUCCUCUCCUGUAGUGAUGAUCAUUCAUGGCUGGACGCUUGAUGGGAUGUUAGAAAACUGGAUUUGGAAGAUGGCAGCGGCCCUGAAGAUAAGACAAAGAGAUGUCAAUGUGAUUAUAGUCGAUUGGCUUUUGCUGGCACAUCAGCAUUACCCAGUAGCAGUAAAAAAUACACAGAGAGUUGGCCAGGCGAUCGCAAACUUCUUAGACUGGCUGGAGGAAUUUCAUCAGCUUUCAAAGGGAAAAGUACAUCUGAUCGGAUACAGCUUAGGCGCUCAUGUUUCUGGAUUCGCGGGAAAUUAUAUCAGUGGAUCCACCAAAAUCUCAAGGAUAACAGGUCUCGACCCAGCUGGGCCACUGUUCGAAGGUGUACCUUCAAACCACCGUCUGUCUCCCGAUGAUGCAGAUUUUGUUGACGCGCUUCACACCUUUACACAUGGACACAUGGGGCUGAGUGUCGGAAUCCAGCAGACUGUAGCCCAUUACGAUUUCUACCCCAACGGAGGCACCUUCCAGCCUGGCUGCUACUUCAAACACAUGUACAAACAUAUCGCUGAGUAUGGAAUUCUAGGUAUCACACAGACUGUGAAGUGUGCUCACGAGAGGUCUGUACACUUGUUCAUUGAUUCUCUGCUGAACGAAGACAAGCAAAGUGUUGCAUACUGGUGCAACGACUUGAACACAUUUAAUAAGGGAGUAUGUCUGAGCUGCAGAAAGAAUCGAUGCAACACAUUGGGUUACAAUAUUAAAAAAGUCCGCACUCAAAGGAGUAAGAAAAUGUACCUGAAGACUCGUGCCAACAUGCCUUUUAAAGUUUAUCACUAUCAAUUCAAGAUUCGCUUCAUCAACCAGAUAGAACACAGGAAACUGGAGCCUUCUCUGACCGUUUCCCUCUAUGGAACCAAAGGCGAUAGUGAAAACCUACCAGUCAGAUUGUUUGAAAGCAUCACUCCGAACAAAACCUACACCUUUCUGAUUUAUACCGACAUCAAUAUUGGGGAUUUGAUGAUGCUCAAGUUCAAGUGGGAAAAUUCCGCUGCUUGGACCAACCUUUGGAACACUGUUAAAACGUACUUUCCUUGGAGACAGGGAGAUAUAAACCCAGAGCUUAUUGUGAGAAAAAUACGAGUCAAAGCAGGAGAAACACAACAUAAAGUUACAUUCUGCUCCCUAAACACCGCCAAUAUGAAUCUUCAACCAGCCAUGGAGAAAAUAUUCAUCAAGUGCAAAGGAGACCGAGGCAGCAGGCAAAACAGAAGGUUGAGGAAUGGAACAAAAAUUUAGACUAAAGUGAUUUGAAACAUUUGUGUUUUUUUAAAAAAAAACUACAAAGGGCUGACAAUUUAAUCAAAUUAGACUGAAGAGGUUGGCUAUGCAGUAUUAACCAAAGCUAUAAAUGCUGGAGAAAUAUCUUAAAAAGUUUACCUAAAUGGAUUUAAAAUGUUUUGCACAAUAGUAGUUCACUAUUAUGGAAACAGCUGGCAAGAGAUUCCGAAGAUUAAGAACAAAUGGGUGGUAUCAGUUUGUUGCUUUGUCAAAAGAUGUUCAUUAUAUGUGUGAAAGCACAUUUCACUUUGUAAUAAAUCAAAUAAGAUUAAUUAUUAAAAUAAUGCAAAAUAAGAAUAACUAUUUCCAAAUAAAUAGGAUAAAGUCUAAGAGCACUUCACAUUAGUAGGGACAGUGAUCAGGGGGAGGAGAAAGGUGAGUUUAUGGGAUUUAAAGAUAGAGUAGUGGGACAGAGGGAGUUCCAAAGGAUGGGAGUAUAGUUGCUGAAGGCUCGGCCAUCGAUGAUGAGGCCUAGAGUCCAAAGAUGCACAGCAGAUCAGUUUGUGAGCGAAAGCAUUAUCACAUUUAUACGCUGCUGGCAAUGAGCAGUUAUCAUCAGCAAAUCCGAAUGAACAUGAAGCAAGCAAUAAAAAGUUUGCCCAUUUGAAAUUCUGUUCACAUUGAAUUGUAUCUCCUAAAAUGACAACACAUUAUAUAUUCUGUGGAUCAUCUUUAUCAAAAUAUGAUGCAACAAAGUUUCGAGAGUGACCAACUUGGUUUGUAAUAAUAUCCAAUAAAGAAAACACUGUGAUUCAACAGAA